CCUGGAGGAAUGGUUUUUGAGUGAUUAGCCCCCCUCCAGUGCUUUUGUUCGUAGUCAACGCAGCGGGAAGCAUUUCGCGGCUGGGAAGGCACGACUGGGAGGCUGCGGCGGCCAAACACUUCGCUUUGAAGCCCCGAGAGAGUCGCGCGCGACGCAGACUAUCCAACCUCCUUGCGUGCAAACUCUAUGGCCAAAUCCGAACGGCGGGAAAAUUGACGUUUCGUUUUUUAAAAACAUUGGUGCAUUUUUCUUUUGUUUUUCAUUUAAGAAUAGUGGCCGUUUUGGAUUGCUAAUUUAAAAAUAAUAGUGUGGUUAUUAAUGACAGUUGAGUGAAAAAAAGUGUGAUUAGCGGUGCAUGUGCAAAAUGGUGCUAAGUGUGAGAUUACUACUGUUAUGCAGCGCAUUAUUAUUAACUCAGCCAGCUCAGGCAGCCGUGGCACACGAGGAUGCGAUAGAUGAUUCUUCUGCGGACUCCACGGAGGUGUCUGUCGUGUCUGUGGCGUCGUCCACCUCCGUGGAGGCUCACGAGGACCACGAGGAGGGGUUCGAGGGGCAGGAGGAGCACGAGGGGUCGGGGGACGACCCGCCUGACCCGGCGCCGCCGGUGAAGAAUAAGAACGAAACCCGAGAAGCGCUAAAAUCCGACAGCACAGAACAGGAUCCGGUGGUGUUCGUGGGAGACAAGAACAGCUACGUGCCAGUCAGCAUCAAGCCUCGGUCGCCGGCCGCGGACACCUGGCGUGAGCCCCCGGCCUGGGAGCGCGAGUACCGGCGACACAGGACCAACGGGAGCCGGGUGCAGUACAUUGAAGCUGAGUGCCAAGACGAUUUCAUGAAGAUUCGAGUCGGGUUUAACGGAUCUUUCACCGGACUCGUCUAUUCUGCAGGCUACUCGUACGACCCGGACUGCAUGUACAUCAACGGCUCCGGGCGCGACUACUACGAGUUCUACAUCCAGCUCAACCGCUGCGGCACGCUCGGCCGGAACAGCCAGCACGAGGCCAGCAGGAAGCAUCCCACUAAGAACCUGAUGUGGAACACAGUAACCGUCCAGUACAACGCACUGAUCGAGGAGGAGCAGGACGAGCACUUCAAGGUGACCUGCGAGUACGGGUACGACUUCUGGAAGACCGUCACCUUCCCCUUCUUGGAUGUCGAAGUGGCGACAGGCAACCCAGUAGUAUUCACGCUCCAGCCGCCGGAGUGCUACAUGGAGAUCCGGGCCGGGUACGGCGCGGGCGGCGCGCGCGUGGCCGGCCCCGUGCGCGUCGGCGACCCGCUCACGCUGCUCAUCUACAUGCGCAGCGCUUACGACGGCUUCGAUAUCGUGGUGAACGACUGUUUCGCACAUAACGGGGCGGCUAAGAGGAUACAACUGAUCGAUGAUUUGGGUUGCCCAGUAGACGACAAGCUGAUCUCCCGGUUCCGAGGCUCAUGGUCUGAGACGGGUGUGUUCGAGACACAAGUCUUCGCCUACAUGAAGACCUUCCGCUUCACGGGAUCGCCCGCGCUGUAUAUCGAGUGUGAUGUUCGCAUGUGCCACGGGAGGUGUCCGUCACAACCCUGCCACUGGCGCAACAUGAAGAGCGUGCGCAAGCGGUCGGCCGACCAGCCGGGGGCGCUGCCGGGGGCGGUCGCGGGGGCCGGGGCGGGGGUGGGGCGGCUCUCGGAGAACAUCUCGCUGUUCCAGUCUCUAAGAGUGCUGCAGGAAGGUGAAGAUGAUGAUGAAGCGCCCGCUAGAGCUGCUACAGCAGAAGGUCAAACCUGCAUGAAGAACACCGCUCUAGGCGCCCUGAUCUCCGUGUGCGCAGUGCUAGCGGCGGCGGCGGGAGGCGCCAUGUUGUUGGCUACCCGCGCCCUGCGUCGUCCCACUGUGUCAGCUUCCGCUAGCUAUGUACCGCACAAGGGACGGAUCAAUUAGACAGCUAGUGUAGUGUUUG
Molecule: messenger RNA, 1940 nt
Organism: Plutella xylostella (diamondback moth)
Lineage: Eukaryota; Metazoa; Arthropoda; Insecta; Lepidoptera; Plutellidae
Source: RefSeq, a predicted model, not a curated record